Molecule: messenger RNA, 1377 nt
Organism: Cephus cinctus (wheat stem sawfly)
Lineage: Eukaryota; Metazoa; Arthropoda; Insecta; Hymenoptera; Cephidae
Product: probable protein phosphatase 2C T23F11.1
Exons: 4
Coding region: 225-1190 (321 amino acids)
Biological process (GO): protein dephosphorylation
Molecular function (GO): cation binding; protein serine/threonine phosphatase activity
Source: RefSeq, a predicted model, not a curated record
AAGAGCAAAAGGAGCAUUAAGACGAAGUUUCUGCGUUUAUACAAUUUGUUAUUUCAUUUAUACGAAUAAAUCUAAUCGAGAAGAAGUCGGUUUUUGUAAAUUCUUUAAGCAUAAUCUUUUCAUUGCUUCCAAAUAUCUUUCUAGUCAAUUAUCUCACAUCUAAGAAAGUGUAUAGUAUAAACGAGUGCUGACAAGGGUUAUACUGACAAUCAUAUUUAACCAGAAUGGGACAAACAUUGAGUGAACCAGUGACAACUAAAAAAUCAGCUUGUUGUAAGGACUCUAAAUACAGAGUAGGUAGUUCAUGCAUGCAAGGAUGGCGUGUCGGGAUGGAAGACUGUCAUGUACAUAUUCUAUCCCUACCUGAUGAUCCAGGAACACCCUUCUUUGCUGUUUACGAUGGACAUGGAGGUGCGGCAGUAGCACAAUAUGCCGGUAAACACCUUCACGAGUAUAUAGUCAAACAGCAGGAUUAUAAGGAUGGCAAUAUCGCUAGGGCAAUGGAGUUAGCUUUUCUGAGAUUGGAUGAGGCGAUGCAGUAUGACCCCGUAAUUAUGGAUGAACAAGCAGGAACAACUGUCAUUGCCCUGCUAAUCAAGGAUAAUAUACUUUACAGUGCUAAUGCUGGAGAUAGCAGAGCUGUAGCCAGUGUGGCAGGAAAAACAAUACCAUUAAGUAGAGAUCACAAACCUACACUGGAUGGUGAGUGGCAACGAAUAAAAGCUGCAGGUGGUACAGUGGAAUUCAAUAGAGUCAAUGGGCAUUUGGCACUUUCCCGCGCUCUUGGAGAUUUCAUGUUUAAAAGGAAUGAAAGGAAAUCAGCUGAAGAACAGAUGGUUACAGCUCUUCCAGAGGUAGAGGAACAUGAGAUCACAGAUGACUGGGAGUUUGUAAUAUUGGCAUGCGAUGGAAUUUGGGAUGUGAUGAGUAGCGAAGAGGUUGUGGAGUUUGUAAGGAGUCGGUUGGCUCACUCACAAAAAAAUGGACUAGGAACAGAGAAAGAAAGUAUAGUCGAGCCUGAAGACAUUUGUGAGGAACUAAUGAGCUGCUGUCUAGCACCAGAUGCGAUAAUGGGUACUGGAUGUGAUAAUAUGACAGUUGUACUUGUAUGUUUCCUUCAUGGUAAACCAUAUUCAGACCUGGUGAGAAGGUGUCAAAGACCUGCAGUGCAAACAGAUGCUGCACCCUAAGCACACCUAAUGUAAUUCACAAAUAUUUGGUACUGUCCUAAACCUAUGUUAGCUGUACGCGCAUCAUUACCUCGAUACCAGAUAACUCCUUGCUCUUAUAUUAAUGAAUGACAAAAGAGUUCUAGUGAUUGAUUAAUGUCAAGUGUAUAAAAACUAAUAAAUAUUUUUAUAGCCAAAGUGGAGAAUA